This is a messenger RNA of Plasmodium vinckei vinckei, 756 nucleotides long. Its product is annotated as haloacid dehalogenase-like hydrolase, putative. NCBI's taxonomy places the organism in Eukaryota, Apicomplexa, Aconoidasida, Haemosporida, Plasmodiidae. Bases 1 to 756 code for a protein of 251 amino acids. Gene Ontology annotation, cellular component: cytosol. The record is from RefSeq and is a predicted model, not a curated record. The transcript has a single exon. Gene Ontology annotation, molecular function: magnesium ion binding; phosphatase activity.
AUGAAAAUGUUUACACAAACCCAAAUUCAAAAUUUUAACUUAGAAAAAAUGGAUGGAAUAUAUUCUCAUGGAGCAUAUGCAUAUUUAAAGGGAUAUAAAACUAUAUUAAGAAAAUUUUCAUUUUUUGAUUUAGAAUUAAUAUUAUAUGCUUUAUCAGCUCAUAAUGUUUUAGAAAAUGCUGUUUUUUUAACAGUAGAUUCAGCAUAUGUUAUAAAUACAAAUGGUGGAAUACAACAUGAAGAUGCUUAUAUAGAUACCGAUGAUGAAUUAAAAAUAAAAUCCUCAAUAAAAUAUGCAAAAAUAAAUAAUAAGGAUUAUACACCUAUAAUAUUAAAUAAUAUUAAAGAUCUAUUUACUAUUGGUGACAUUAUAUCAAUCGAAAUAUAUAAUCAAUUAUAUGCAGAUCAAGACAUUAAUAAUGAUACAUUAAAUGGUUUACAUGCUGAAUUAGAUAAUUAUUAUAAAAUAUAUGUUCCAGGAAGUAAUAAUAAAUUAGUAUUAUCCCCUUUAAAUACUUCAAAAAUAUAUGGACUUAAUUAUAUUUCAAAACUUUAUAAUAUACAUGUAAACGAAAUAUUAUCAAUAGGAAAUGACACAAAUGAUAUAGAGUUGUUAGCAUCAACAGGAUAUUCAGUGGCACUUAAAAAUUCGACCUAUGGUGCUCUUAAAGUAGCUCGUUGCAUUUGUACACACUCAAACAAUCAGAAUGCUAUAGCUAAUAUAGUAUAUAAAACCAUUAAAGGGAAGCAAAUAUAA